Messenger RNA from Macrosiphum euphorbiae (potato aphid), 1053 nucleotides. Lineage: Eukaryota; Metazoa; Arthropoda; Insecta; Hemiptera; Aphididae. The record is from the annotation of a GenBank genome assembly.
AUGAUAAAUAAAUGUAAAGAAGAAUUAAAAAAAGAUGUAUUUGCUAUAGUCACAGACAAUGAAAAUAAAAUGAAAAGAAUGAAGCAAUUGCUACAAGAAAAGUAUCCAGAUUUAGUUGUAUAUGGUUGCUCUGCACAUUAUGUGAAUUUGAUAGAAAAAGAAGUAACUCCAAAAACAGUUAUGAAACAUAUUGUAGAGGUACAAAAAUAUUUUAGAAAUGUGCAUCAGGCGCAUGGAUGGCUCAGAGAAAAGAAAGGGCUCAUGCCACAAAUUCCAAAUGAAACGAGAUGGAGUUCUCAUUCUGCAUGUGUUAGAACAUUUGUUUCAAAUUACCAUUUAUACCGUCAAAUUUCUACUGACAAUGAUGAUUUUGAUAAUACCAUUGAAAAAAUAUUAAAUAACGUUGGAAUCUAUAGGGAAGCACUCAACUUACAAGACCAGCUUAUAUCUGUUUCAAAUUCAUUAGACAGAUUCCAAAGUGACAGUACAUCUAUAUCUGAUUCAGUAGAUGUAUGGAAAAAAUUGUUAGUAAAUGAAAAUUUACUCCCUUACAAACACUGUUUUAUAAAACGAUAUAAACAAGUCAUUGAACCAUAUCAUUUUCUUGCGUAUAUGUUGGACCCUCAAUAUAUAUUUCAAAAUUUAUUAACGCCUGAAGAAGAAUCUGUGGCAGAAGAUUGGAUAAUUUCAAUGUAUCCCCAUUUCUUCCCUGCAGUUAUGGCUUUUAAAAUUCAAGAUGAAUCUUAUUUUCCUAAAACUAUGUUUAACUCAAACAUUUUAAAAGAAUUUAAAACUGUACAAUGGUGGCGUAUAAUGGAAAAAAAAUGUGAUAAAAUUGAAAAUGUUCCUAAUGACUUUUGCAAGUUUUUGAUAUCUUUACAUUCUUGCCCAGCUUCAUCUGCUUCAAUUGAAAGAAUAUUUUCCACAUAUGGACUUGUAUGGAGUGAUUUAAGAAAUCGUUUAGGUUCAGAGAAAGCACAAAAACUUGUUAAAGUUUAUCGCAACUUAAGUUGUACCAAAAGUCAAAACCAAAUAAAUUAUACUGAAGACUAA